This is a messenger RNA of Lachancea meyersii CBS 8951, 1974 nucleotides long. Lineage: Eukaryota; Fungi; Ascomycota; Saccharomycetes; Saccharomycetales; Saccharomycetaceae. The record is from the annotation of a GenBank genome assembly.
AUGACUCAGUUGAAUGAGCUGAUAGCGAGGUUUGGGCGUUCUGCUGACGACCCAAAGAUUCUAGGAGCCUUAGAAGAUCUAUCCAAAAUAUACUCGUUGGAGGCAGAGGAGCUUUACAUUAAAUGGGAACAAUAUGCUUACCAGAAGCACAAGCAGACUGUUGAUUUGGACCUUGACACACUAGAUGCUUUCAAGCAGAGCAUUCAACAACAGAUGGAGAAGAAGGCCAGUUUAAUAGGUGGACAGCCUCUGUCCGCGUCUUCAUCUGCGAUCAAGAAACCCAAGGCUCUCAAGCCAAAUGUAUCCAGUCCAUCGCUCUUUGGAUUUGGGAUGCCUAAGACGCCGACUCUCAAAAAAAGAAGGGUGGAACCCUCGCUAACACACCAAGAGGACAACAGUUCACCAGUCAUGGCAUCUGCAGAUCGGAGUGAAACUUUCUUCACUCCUUCUCAUAGACCGGAAAACCUGAAAAGUAUGACGUCUGCAGCAGCGUCUCCGUUAUUGAAUAACCCUGAUCCUGGAAAGGUCGUCGAUGUUCUGAACUUGGCGAAUAUUGACCCAGCAAACGGCAUUGAUUUUGACGAAGGUAAAAGGGUCAAACUAAUACCCUUUUUUGAAGCUUCGAAAUUCAAUUUUAGGACAAUGCGACAGAACCUCUUGGAUACCGCGGACGUUCUUGACGAGCAGAUUGAAAACUUCACACAGGUUAUCCAGCAACAUUACAAUAUACCCGCCAACGACAUCGGCGAUCCAUCAGUACAAUCUCAAUCUGAAAUUACUGCCGUAGGUCGAAUUGUGCCCGAUUCACCAAUUGCAGAUGGAAUUUUGAAUACCGAAUCGCUUGCCCUUGAAACAUCAAGACUUGCUGGUAUCGGUCGCCGAGUCCAGCUCAAUCUUGGAAAGGUUAAGGAGCUAACACUGUUUCCUGGCCAGAUUGUCGGCCUAAGAGGUAAAAAUGCUAACGGGGAAUGUUUUGUAGUGGAAGAGAUCCUUCAGAUUCCUCAAUUGAACUUUCCUGUCUCUACGGGCACAGAAUUACAGACAUACAACGAAAGUAUGGAGAAUAAACCCAUGAAAGUAGUGGUGGUAAAGGGUCCUUACACUCCCUCGGACUCUUUACAUUUUAGCAAUCUCGCAAGCUUCAUUGAAAGAAUAAACACGGAUAUCCGGCCCCACGUUCUCAUAAUGUUCGGCCCAUUCAUCGACAUAACUCAUCCCUUGAUAGCAAGCGGUAGCAUACCAGACUUCCCAGAGCUCAAGAACCAGCCCAAGACACUCGACGAAGUAUUUACAAAAGUUCUCGCACCCAUUUUGAAGCAAAUAAAUCCAGCGAUACAGGUUGUCCUGAUACCAUCGACGUUAGACUCGGUAUCUAACCACGCCGCAUAUCCACAGAAUAUGCUGGACCGGAAGCUUUUACAACUACCUAAAAACUUCAAAUGCUACACCAAUCCCUCAACCUUUCAGUUAAACGAGACGUUUGUGGGGUGCUCCAACGCAGAUGCUUUCAAAGAUACGAAAGAGAUCGUCAAGGGCGGCAACACGAGUUUGAAGAACAGAUUUGACAGAAUCGCAGAGCACAUUUUAACUCAGCGCAGGUUUUAUCCUUUAUUUCCAGGCGGAAUAAAGAAACGCAAAAGUCACGAUCAAAGUGGAUCGGUACCAUGGGAACAUGUUACCGGUGUUGAUUUAGACGUUCCUUAUAUGGGACUGACUGAAUUUGCUGGCAACGUCAAUCCAGAUGUCAUUAUUAUCCCCAGUGAACUCACGCAUUUUUCCCGCGUAGUCCAGAACGUGCUGUUUGUCAACCCUGGGUCGUUUAUAAGAUCAUCUGGUGUCAGGGGAACGUUUGCUCAAAUAUCUAUAACUUCACCGAACUUGCUGGAAGGGACACUUACAAAAGUCGAAGGAGACGAAGAUAUUUACCUCCACAACGUAUGGAAACGGUGCAGAGUUGAUAUAAUUACAGCUUAA